Messenger RNA from Lichtheimia ornata, 465 nucleotides. RefSeq lists its product as uncharacterized. The record is from RefSeq and is a predicted model, not a curated record. NCBI's taxonomy places the organism in Eukaryota, Fungi, Mucoromycota, Mucoromycetes, Mucorales, Lichtheimiaceae. The transcript has 2 exons. Bases 1 to 465 code for a protein of 154 amino acids.
AUGCUGACAACAAAAGCGUGUGGAUUGGGUUUGCUUCUUAUCUCACAUUGCGUUUAUGGUAGGUUGAACAUGUUGAAUGAUGGUACCUCUGGCAGCAACAAGUUACGGAUCUCAAAGCAAGAAUGCUGUAUGGUUGGCUCAAUGGUAUGCGUGGUAUUCGAUCUACAAAGCGAAACCUGUGAAUUAACGAGCCUUACAAUGAAACAGCAGCAGCACAUACUGGAUCGGAUGGAUACAUGGUUAUUUGCAAGCAUCAAUGGAAUGGUAUUGGGAAUACCUCAAGUGGCAGAGCCGCUUUCGGCGAUACUAUUAUUAUCACGGCUGCAUGUCAAGGACGUCAUUGUACUACACUUUCCUGUGGAGCUCUACAUGUUGUGCCCGGGGGCAGUGCGACUCACGGUGCGGCCUCAGAGAUUUAAAAAUGCAUCCUCUGUUCGCACGGCUCCAUCGUUUUACGGCUAUUGA